AUGACUCGUAAUGUUGACCUUGUCCUUGUGGAGUACUGUACUUCACAAGACGACGACGACGAUGGUGACGACGAAGAUGGUGACGACGAAGAUGAUGGUGACGACGAAGAUGAUGGUGACGACGAAGAUGAUGGUGACGACGAAGAUGAUGGUGACGACGAUGAAGAUAUUGUGGCCUCGAGGCGAUGUUCUUACGUCUUCAGUCAACUACGAGGAACAUCUUCAGUCAACUACGAGGAAAAUAUUCAGUCAACUACGAGGAACAUCUUCAGUCAACUACGAGGAACAUCUUCAGUCAACUACGAGGAACAUCUUCAGUCAACUACGAGGAACAUCUUCAGUCAACUACGAGGAACAUCUUCAGUCAACUACGAGGAACAUCUUCAGUCAACUACGAGGAAAAUAUUCAGUCAACUACGAGGAACAUCUUCAGUCAACUACGAGGAACAUCUUCAGUCAACUACGAGGAACAUCUUCAGUCAACUACGAGGAACAUCUUCAGUCAACUACGAGGAACAUCUUCAGUCAACUACGAGGAACAUAUUCGGUCAACUACGAGGAACAUAUUCGGUCAACUACGAGGAACAUCUUCAGUCAACUACGAGGAACAUCUUCAGUCAACUACGAGGAACAUAUUCGGUCAACUACGAGGAACAUAUUCGGUCAAGUUACGAGAAACAUUUAUCGUGGGAAUCUUUAUUACACCCAGCCGGCCGAGGACACAAUGUUCCCUUUCUUAGAUAUAAACACAGAGUUGAACGAGAAUUAUCAACAAGGAGACAACGUUAA
Messenger RNA from Homarus americanus (American lobster), 789 nucleotides. Its product is annotated as rRNA biogenesis protein rrp36-like. The coding region runs from base 1 to 789 and encodes 262 amino acids. The transcript is spliced from 3 exons. The record is from RefSeq and is a predicted model, not a curated record. NCBI's taxonomy places the organism in Eukaryota, Metazoa, Arthropoda, Malacostraca, Decapoda, Nephropidae.